Molecule: messenger RNA, 262 nt
Organism: Trichomonas vaginalis G3
Lineage: Eukaryota; Parabasalia; Trichomonadida; Trichomonadidae
Exons: 1
Source: RefSeq, a predicted model, not a curated record
AUGCAAGUCAGAAAUAUUCAGAACAUAGCACCGAGUCUAACUGAUAAGAGUAUAAAGAUAUACUAUGAACAUGUUAUGAUGAAACCAACCAAAAUUCAAGAAAGUCAGUAUACUUAUGAAUAUCCAAGACACUGGGUAGAGUAUGUAGGAGGUGAGAAAGCUAUUGAAAUCAGACAGGUUCGAAGUAUUCCAGCAGGAAGAACAAUAUUAUUGAAGAACUUUAAUGUUUUGAGAUAUAAUGAUGAAACAAAGAAGCAAGAUA